AUGGCUGCAACUUUGGCGUCUAACAUUGUCCCUCCAGUGUAUGGAUACACUAUUCUGGCCGUCACCGGCACCUUCUUUCUCGGAUUCUGGCACGGUCUUCGCGUGGGACAGUUCCGCAAGGCAGCCGGUCUCGGUUACCCAACUCCUUACGCCGACACUGCUCAGAUGAACGCCGCCGACCCUGAGAAGAAGAAGGCCAUGUACCUCUUCAACUGCGCACAGCGCGCCCACGGCAACUUCCUCGAGAACCUCCCAUGCGUCGUGCCCGCCAUGCUCAUCGGUGGACUGAGAUUCCCGGUUGCGACCGCUCUCGCUGGUCUGGGCUGGGGUAUCUCCAGGAUCGUCUAUGCUGUUGGCUAUACCGACAAGAACAAGACCAAUGGAUCUGGAAGGAUGCUUGGAAGUUUCUUCUGGCUGUUCCAAUUGGGCAUGUUCGUCAUGACUGGAAUGGUUGGUUACGACUUGAUCUCGAAGACAUUCUAG
Anthostomella pinea is the source of this 483-nucleotide messenger RNA. The record is from the annotation of a GenBank genome assembly. Lineage: Eukaryota; Fungi; Ascomycota; Sordariomycetes; Xylariales; Xylariaceae.